AUGCAACAGCAACCAAUCACUUCAUAUAUAAAAUCAAUCAAUAAUAAGCACUUUUUACAACCAUCAAAUAUUCUUAAUCAAUUACAACCAAAAAGAUAUUCAUCAUUAAAUCAAAUCCAACAUUACAAACAUUAUCAACCACCAAAACAAAAUAUAACAAAAUCACCCGAUUUACAAGGCAACCCUUUCAAAAAAGGAGUAAUAUUACGUAUAACAAUUUUAAAACCAAAAAAACCAAAUUCAGCCCUUAGAAAAUGUUGUAGAGUAAGAUUAACAAAUGGUAAAGUAAUAAGUGCUUUGAUUCCAGGUGAGGGUCAUAAUUUACAAGAACAUCAUGUUGUUUUGGUAAGAGGUGGUAGAGUACAAGAUGUACCUGGUGUUAAAUACCAUUUAGUUCGUGGAGCUUUUGAUUUAGUUGGAGUAGCUAAUAGAACUACUUCAAGAAGUAAAUAUGGAGUCAAGAAGCCCAAAACUUAA
Molecule: messenger RNA, 477 nt
Organism: Lodderomyces jiufengensis
Lineage: Eukaryota; Fungi; Ascomycota; Pichiomycetes; Serinales; Debaryomycetaceae
Product: mitochondrial 37S ribosomal protein uS12m
Exons: 1
Coding region: 1-477 (158 amino acids)
Biological process (GO): translation
Cellular component (GO): small ribosomal subunit; ribosome
Molecular function (GO): structural constituent of ribosome
Source: RefSeq, a predicted model, not a curated record